Molecule: messenger RNA, 2387 nt
Organism: Columba livia (rock pigeon)
Lineage: Eukaryota; Metazoa; Chordata; Aves; Columbiformes; Columbidae
Gene: RUNDC1
Product: RUN domain containing 1
Exons: 5
Coding region: 67-1722 (551 amino acids)
Source: RefSeq, a predicted model, not a curated record
ACCGCCAAGCACCGCCCCUCGCCGCGGAGCCAAGAUGGCGGGAGCGUCGCGGUGCCGGUAGCGGCUAUGGAGGCGGAGGGCGGCCCGCUGGGCCCGGGGGAGCGCUGGGCGCCGGUGGGCGCUGUGGCGACGGCGGAGGAGGAGGAGGAAGAGGACGAGGAGGCGGCGGCGGGCGGGUCGCCGCAGUCGGUGCCGCGGCUGCGGGCCGAGCGGCGCCGGUUGCACGGGGCGCUGCUGGCGCUGGCCUCGCACUUCGCGCAGGUGCAGUUCCGGCUGCGGCAGGUGGCCCGGGCCGGCCCGGCCGAGCAGCAGCGGCUGCUCCGGGAGCUGGAGGACUUCGCGUUCCGCGGCUGCCCGGCCCCGCUGCCCCACGGCCUCGGCGACGCCCCGAGUGAGCGAGAGAAGCAGGAGCAGAUUGAGGUCCAGAAGGAGAAGCAGAGGGAGCUGAUCCUGCAGCUCAAGACGCAGCUGGAUGACCUGGAGACGUUUGCAUACCAGGAGGGCAGCUAUGAUUCUCUGCCACAGUCUGUGGUUAUGGAAAGACAACGGAUGAUUAUAAAUGAAUUGAUAAAGAAGCUGGACAUGGACUUGAGUGAAGAUAUCGCGACGCUCUCUCCGGAGGAAUUGCGGCAGCGUGUGGAUGCCGCCAUAGCGCAGAUCGUUAAUCCCGCCAGGGUGAAGGAGCAGCUGGUGGAGCAGCUGAAAACGCAGAUAAGGGACCUCGAAAUGUUCAUCAACUUCAUUCAGGAUGAAGUCGGAAGCUCUGGUAAGGCGGAAGAUGGACACUGCGAAUGCGCAGGCAGGAAAGAAGCUGGUGGGUCCUGCAAACCACAUACCCGACCUUGUGGAAACAGAGUGAACCCAGAAGACGCCAGGAAGAUGCGAGAAACGGGCCUGCACCUCAUGCGGCGCAUGCUUGCCGUGCUCCAGAUCUUCGCUGUCAGCCAGUUCGGUUGUGCUACCGGGCAGAUUUCUCGCACCCUUUGGCAGAAGGACCAAGCCAACAAGGACUAUUCCCCGUUAAUUAAGAAACUGGAGCUGUCGGUAGAGCGGGUGAGGCAGCUGGCUACGAAACACCGGCAGGACGAGCACGUCAUCAGUUCCUCCGACCUGCAGGACGUUCCCUUGGGGGGCAGAGACGAGCUGACGCUCGUUGUGCGCAAGGAGUUGACCAUCGCUUUGCGAGAUCUGCUGGCCCACGGGCUCUACGCCUCCUCUCAAGGCAUGAGCCUGGUCUUGGCCCCUAUCGCCUGCUUAAUUCCUGCCUUCACCUCCUCCCCGCAAACCAUGCACCCCUGGGAACUCUUUGUGAAGUAUUACAACGCUAAAAAUGGACAAGCCUUCGUGGAGUCCCCGGCUCGCAAGCUCUCGCAGUCAUUCGCGCUGCCUGUGACGGGGGCAGCGGCCGUGACGCCCAAGCAGAGCCUGCUGACGGCCAUCCACACCGUCCUCACCGAGCACGACCCCUUCAAGCGCAGCGCGGACUCGGAGCUGAAGGCUCUGGUGUGCAUGGCGCUCAACGAGCAGCGCCUGGUCUCCUGGGUGAACCUGAUCUGCAAAUCCGGAGCGCUGGUCCAGUCCCACUACCAGCCGUGGAGCUACAUGGCCAACACGGGCUUCGAGAGCGCGCUCAACGUUCUCAGCCGCCUGAGCAACUUGAAAUUCAACCUCCCGGUUGACCUGGCUGUCCGGCAGCUGAAAAACAUCAAAGAUGCGUUUUGAUGUGUUUUUAAUUGUCGAUCAUCCGUUUUCCACAAGUAGGCAGCUGUUGGGCUCGAGAAGCCUGCCUUUUUUUAAGACCAAAUUGGGCUCUUUGAAAUCGGUGUUUGCUUUUAGGGAAAUCUCGCGGUGUCUUGAUGUGUUUUACACGGCUGCUGCUGCAAAGCCGCUGUACAGCGCCUCGCACUGACCGGUUUGUGCAGCUCUGACGAGCAGAAGCGCUUCGCUGGUGAGCUGAUGCAGUGAGAGGUUGGUGUUGGGGGCUGACUGCCCCAAGCAGGGGGGCUACAGGGCUGGGGAAGCCCCUCAGACCAUGCGGCUUCACUCCUGGGCUGCGUCUGUGUGGUUGUUCCUUGAAGACCAUGCUCUAAAUGCUGUCCCUGUGCGACACCCCUUGGUGAAGAGUGCGACAGGCUGGUGGGUGUUCUCUGGGCAUGAGGGACUUGUCCUCCCCGGGACGGAUGUGUGAAAACACCGGGCUCUGAGAGCUGCGGGUGUGGGGGCUGCGCUGCUCCGGCACCCUGGCACAGCCCGUUCCUCGGGCUGGUGAGGGGCCGGCACCCCCAGCUUCGCCCAGCAGUCCCCCCGCUCCUUUUUCAGAUUCUUUGUGCAAUGGGCAGCAGCCUCGUGGUUUAUAGGGGACGCAUUAAAUCGCUUCAGCAAGUGUA